Molecule: messenger RNA, 849 nt
Organism: Cantharellus anzutake
Lineage: Eukaryota; Fungi; Basidiomycota; Agaricomycetes; Cantharellales; Hydnaceae
Exons: 1
Source: RefSeq, a predicted model, not a curated record
AAUUCUGCACAGGCCAAUAGUCCACUUAUUCCAGCAGGCAUAUCAGUGUCUUGCAAUAACUUUUUGGAUAACCUCGAUACGGACACCAACCUCCAGACAUGCACGAAUUCGCUGCUUUCCAUCACAAAAGCAUUCGCGCCUGGUGGGAGUCCCACCUCCACGGAUCUGACAAGCACCCUACAAGGGCUUUGUCACUCGAACGAUGCAUGCUCCGAUAGCAUGCUUCGCAAUCUUCUCACGGAGUUUAACAAGUACUGCCGUGAUGAGCUCGUCAGCUCAUCGGACCCAGACUUGAAGAAUAUUUACGAUAUUCUUUACAUGUUCUCGCCUUUCCAAUCAACCAUCUGUUCCACCGAUCCGUCCACGAACCAGUAUUGUGUGACUAACAUCAAGUCCCAUCUCACACACCGAAGCACUUCGGGGGAUUUCGAACCAAGGUCAUCCAACCCCCUAACCGGCUCCUUGACCGGACGCGAUGGUGGUGGUGCGACUACUACGAACACCACCACUUGGCGUGCCCUGAAUAUCCCCUUCCAGUGCCUCGAUACUUCUGUUCCCGCUUCCCAACUCUGCACCGCGUGCACCAAGUCUAUCCUCCAGGCAUACUCCUCGUUCGAAAUGCUUAUCCCCUACGCCAAUGGUCUCGCCAAUUCACCUCUCCUCGGUGAGCAGCUGAGUAUUUGGAACACCGUAAAGGACAAGUGUGGGGAUCAGUAUAUGAACACCCUCUUUAAGAACCUUCCUGCUGGAUCAUUAGCAAUGAAAGGAGGAGCAGUUUCGGUGAAGGUCGGUAUGACUAGUUUGUCGGUUGUGGGUGCGUUUGUUUCGGGACUAUUCCUUGUCGCUUAA